AUGCCUCGGGGCCAGAAGAGCAAGGUCCGUGCCCGGGAGAAACGCCACCAGGGCCGCGGUGAGGCUCAGAGUCUCGGGGGUGCUCCUGCUGCGGCGGCGGUAGCAGCCGCCGCCGCCGCCGCAGCAGAGGAGCCCCCCCGCUCCCCCCCGCCCGGCGUGGGGGCGAUGCCCCCGGGCUCCCCCGAGGCGGGUCCGCCCCCGCAGCCCCAGGGCGCCCCGGCCCCUGGGUCUCCUGGCGCCCGGGCCCCUGGGUCUCCUGGCGCCCCGGCCCCUGGGUCUCCUGGCGCCCCGGCCCCUGGGUCUCCUGGCGCGGACCCUCCAGGCCCGCCACGUGACCAGGGCGCCCAGAACGCGGCGGCCGCCGCCGCCCCGGCCCCCCGGGCCGCCCGCAAGGACCCCCUCACCCGCAAGGCCAGCGUGCUGGUGCAGUUCCUGCUGGAGAAGCACGGCACCGGGGAGCCCGUCACGCGGGCCGCGCUGCUGAAGAUGGUCAGCAGGAAGUACCGCGAGCACUUCCCCGAGAUCUUCAGGCUCACCUCGGAGCGCAUGGAGCUGGUCUUCGGGCUCGAGCUCAGGGAGGUCGAUUCCCGCAGCCAGUCCUACACCCUGGUCAGCAAGCUGUCCCUCCCGGGCGACGGCAACAAGGGGCUGCCCAAGACCGGCCUCCUGAUGGCGCUCCUGGGCGUGAUCUUCAUGAAGGGCAACCGCGCCACCGAGGAGGAGGUCUGGGAGUUCCUCAACGUGCUGGGCGUCCAGGACGGCAGGAGCCACCUGAUCUUCGGCGAGCCCCGGAAGCUCAUCACCCAAGACCUGGUGCACCAGGGCUACCUGGAGUACCGCGCGGUGCCCGCCAGCGACCCUCCGCGCCACGAGUUCCUGUGGGGCCCGCGCGCCCGCGCGGAGACCAGCAAGAUGCAGGUGCUGCAGGUCCUGGCCAAGAUCAACGACACCGUGCCCAGCUGCUUCCCCGAGCUGUACGAGGAGGCGCUGCAAGAGCAGAAGGAGCGCGCGGCGGCCCGUGGCUGGCGCCGCGUCUAG
Mirounga angustirostris (Northern elephant seal) is the source of this 1038-nucleotide messenger RNA. RefSeq names its product melanoma-associated antigen B4-like. Gene Ontology annotation, biological process: negative regulation of transcription by RNA polymerase II. Gene Ontology annotation, cellular component: nucleus. The record is from RefSeq and is a predicted model, not a curated record. Lineage: Eukaryota; Metazoa; Chordata; Mammalia; Carnivora; Phocidae. The transcript has a single exon. Bases 1 to 1038 code for a protein of 345 amino acids.